Racocetra persica is the source of this 239-nucleotide messenger RNA. NCBI's taxonomy places the organism in Eukaryota, Fungi, Glomeromycota, Glomeromycetes, Diversisporales, Gigasporaceae. The record is from the annotation of a GenBank genome assembly.
GGAAUGUUAGAAAAAGGCUAGGCUCAGAAUGGGAUGAAAUUAUGAUAGAAGAAAGAGAUAUUAGACGAAUGAAUAAAGAAAUAAUAUUAUACAAUGAAGGACCUGUUGCAGGUGAAGUAGAAGAUGACCAAAGAAAGCAGUUGUUGGAGUUACUUAGAGAAAAUCUUGAUCUUUGUGCUCAAGAUAUCUCUGAGUUGGGCCGGACUGAUAUAAUUCGGUAUUGUAUUCCUACCCAAGAC